Molecule: messenger RNA, 2248 nt
Organism: Spea bombifrons (plains spadefoot toad)
Lineage: Eukaryota; Metazoa; Chordata; Amphibia; Anura; Pelobatidae
Product: protein-glutamine gamma-glutamyltransferase E-like
Exons: 13
Coding region: 49-2127 (692 amino acids)
Biological process (GO): peptide cross-linking
Molecular function (GO): protein-glutamine gamma-glutamyltransferase activity
Source: RefSeq, a predicted model, not a curated record
UCAUUGAGACCAGUCAGACGCGUGGAAGUUCCAACACAGAGUGGAGAUAUGGCAGCUCUUCAGGUUAUAAAUUUUGACCUUCAAAUUAGUGACAAUAGAGGCGCACACCAUACCGAUUCCUAUCUCAACGGAGGUCUAAUUGUGAGAAGGGGUAAUCCAUUUAACAUGUCUCUGGUGUUCAACCGGCAAGUCACAGCUCAGGACAGGAUGCAGUUCACUGCCAGGCUUGUAACAUCGGAUACAGGUAACUCUUUACUGGAGAACACCUUCUCAGAUUCUUCUUCGCCCCAAACAAACAGCUGGGGAGCCCAACGAGGGGCAAGUGGUUCUGACUCCAUGAAAAUGACCUUCUUCACUCCAUCCAAUGCUGUAAUCGGACGAUAUGCUCUUCAGGUGCAGACAAAUGGAGGCAUCACAAAGAUAGGAGAAUUUAUACUUCUUUUCAAUACCUGGAACUCAGGUGAUACCGUGUAUCUGGCAGAUCAGUCAGAGAGAGAAGAAUAUGUUUUGUCAGAAUUUGGACUCAUUUAUAUGGGGGAACCAGCGAGCCCAAUACCUGUGCCUUGGAACUAUGGACAGUUUCAAGACAACAUACUUAACAUUGCCCUUGCCCUGAUGGACUCAACGCUGACUUACCGGCGUAACCCAUCAGAGGAUGUACGGAGGCGAAAUGACCCUUUAUACCUAUGCAGAACGCUAAGUGCUAUUGUUAACAGCAGAGAUGAUAAUGGUGUAGUAAUGGGGAAUUGGAGUGGAGAGUAUUCUGAAGGCACCAGCCCAAGCUCUUGGACUGGGAGCACCCAAAUCCUCCGGAAGUGGUACCAAGAACACCAACCAGUUAAAUAUGGGCAGUGCUGGGUCUUUGCUGGUGUUUUGUGUACAGUUAGCAGAGCCCUGGGUUUACCCUGUCGUGUGAUUACCAACUACUCUUCUGCACAUGAUUCCAAUAGCAACCUGAGUGUUGAAAGCUACUAUAGUGUCUCAGGAGAUCCUAUAGACAAAGGAGGUGAUAGUAUCUGGAACUUCCAUUGCUGGAAUGAAAGCUGGUUUCAGAGGAAUGAUCUUGGAACCACCUAUAGUGGAUGGCAGAUCUGGGAUUCAACUCCCCAGGAGAUGAGUGACGGUAUCUUUCAGUUAGGACCUGCUUCUCAACGUGCUGUAAAAGAAGGAGAUGUGGAUAAAUCAUAUGACACACGUUUCGUAUAUUCGGAGGUCAAUGCUGAUGUCAAUGUAUUAAUCGAACACAAUGAUGGUAAAGUCACAAAAGCAAAUACCUAUACUGCGUCGGUUGGCCUACUUAUCUGCACAAAAGCUGUCGGCAGAAAUUCUUUGAACAAUAUUACACAAGAUUACAAGUAUGGAGAAGGUACAGCCCAGGAGAGAGAGGUUAAUAACAAGGCUCUGCGCUUAACAAAUGUAGCUCCAGGAUUUAUACCUUUGUCAGCUGCUGGAUCGUCAGCUAUAGCUCCGAGCAGUGAGCCUGAGGUGUCUGGGGAAAUAAACAUCAAAGGGACUCCCAUUGUUGGUGAUGAUAUUAAUGCUAUCCUGACUCUCAAGAACUUGACCUCUGAAAGCAAAAACAUCACUGCUAAUCUUAAUGCCACUGCCAUUGUGUACAACAGACUUGUACGAAGACCUGUCCUCUCAAACUCUGUGGUUAUUCAGCUAGGUCCUAAUGAAGAGCAAACAGUUACGCUGCAGAUUCUUUAUUCUCAUUAUGAAAAGGCAUUGACAACUGACAAUAUGAUCUACGUGAGCAGCGUGUGUCAAGUUGAAGGCUGGGGGGAGCUGUUUGUGGAAGCCACCGUCAUACUACAGAAUCCACCUCUAUAUAUAAAGGCUCUUGGACCAGCUGUGGUAGGUCAUCCAUUACCUGUGGAGGUCACAUUCACCAACCCUUUGUCUGUUCCUGUUACUGACUGCGUGCUGACAGCAGAGGGCAGUGGUUUAACACAAGAAAUGCUGGUGAAAAACAUUGGAGUUCUGGAGCCCAAAAAGGAGACUGUUGUUGGUUUGGACUUAACACCAUUUGUGCCAGGAACAAAGCAGCUGUUGGUCAAUCUCACCUGUGAAAGGUUUCAUGAUGUCAAAGGGUUUAUUGACAUCAAUGUAGAGAAGAGCUCCUAGUUCCAGCUAGUUCCAUGCAAUACUUUUAUGUAGUGGGGGUGUGGAGGUUUUAUUUCUCCACUAGAGGGGGCAAUUGUUUCAAAGAGUACUGCUGUAAUAAAGUUACUUUCUUUGGAACCCA